UAACUGAAAAUACAUUUAAUGAUGCUUAUGCUAUCACAGUAACUAUACUUUACCUUUGCGUUUGCCACUGAUUUAAUCAAGACGUCGAGUUCAGCGCUGUGGCUUUUUCCGACAGUACCUGAAGGCAGCAUAGCCGCGGCUAAUACAGAAACGUUAGGUAGCGAAAGACCUUCGUUCCAAGGAGAGGACCGUAUUUUGAAGGCGUAGCUCGUGUGUUUCUGUCCGUGUUCUGUACAACAUGCUCAACCCGCAGAGGUCUUUGUCCGAGCUGCCCAAGAUGUCAGCUGCCAGCCAAGUGGAGAGAGCCGUGUUGGAGGAGGAGUUCAACUGGCUGCUGAAAGAAGAAGUGCAUUCUGUUUUAAAGCAGCUGCAGGACGUCCUCAAGGAGGCUUCUAGACGUUUCUCCAUGCCAACGCCAGGCUAUGAGAGUCAGCAAAAGCAGGAAAACUUCAUCCUCGGCAGCUCAACCAUGGAUCAAGUGAAGGGAGUGCUGACUCUGCAGGGAGAGGCGCUGACUCAGGCUGACAUAAACUUGAAGAUUGCAAAGAGUAGCCAAGUGUUGCAUUUUCAGUUCAGAGAGGACAAGCUGUGGAAACUGCAGCAGAUUCAGGAUGCCAGGAACCACGUGAACCAGGCCCUCCAGCUGCUUGGGAGCCACGAUGAGAACUACCACUUCAAGACAGGGGCGGAGGUUAAUAAGCUCAUGGACGCAGUGAUGCUCCAGCUGACGAGAGCACGGAACCGCCUCACCACCCCGGCCUCCAUGACGCUGCCUGAGCUGGCCACCAGCGGUCUGAUGAAAAUGUUCACUCCUCCCAUGCCCGGGGAUGUGAUGGUGAACUUCUACAUCAACUUAAGCAAACUGUGCCUGACCGUCUACCAGCUCCAUGUGCUGCCUACCAACACCGUGAAGAACUUCAAGCCAGCUGGAAGCUCAGUGCUGCACAACCCAGGAGCAAUGUUCGAGCUCAACAACAACCGCUUCGAGGUGAGCCACGUCCACAAGGUGGAGUGUGUGGUGCCCUGGCUCAACGACACGCUGGUGUUCUUCACCAUCUCGCUGCAGCUCUGUCAGCAGCUCAAGGAUAAGAUAUCCGUGUUCUCCAGUUUCUGGAACUACAGACCUUUCUGAUCCACUUCCUAUCAUCCUCCAGAGUGCAGGGGACGUCCUGGGAAGAUCCUCAUUACUUUUACACAUGUAUUUCUCCUGCUGUCACUCAGUCUCAAGUGUUGCAUGGUAAUCUGAAGGAGCCAAUCAAACCCCCAUUGUGUGUGUGUGUGUGUGUGUGUGUGUGUGUGUGUGUGUGUGUGUGUGUGUGUGUGUGUGUGUGUGUGUGUGUGUGUUCGCGACUUGAACUCCUCCAUGAAUUAUUUUGUUUGAAGGCAUCGUGUGAUUAUUAGUUGCAUUGCUGACUGAUUUGAUCUGUGUUAUUGUGUGGAGCCCUUAGUGGUGCGUUCAGGGCCGGAGGACAAAGCAGCAGUGACCACAGUUCCCUCACAGCAGGGUCAAUGUUUCUUUUUGUAGUUCCUUAAAAAUGAUGGUACUCUCCUCUGAUAUGAAGUGAUGUGAGAAGACUUGUAAACACCAGAGGAAGGUUUGUGUCGUCUGGACGACGGAGGCUUAGUAUUCCACUCAGUUCAAGUACUGUGUCUUUAGAAAAGUGCGGCGUUUGAAAGAAGUGGGGCUUUAUUUGGAGGGAGAUGUUGAGUAUGGGGCGUAUGAGUGGUUUUGGACCUGCGUUAGGAACUAAAGCUCAGGAUUGGACACACCCAUUUAGCCGUCAUUUAUUAUGUGAACUACAUCCAGCAGUACUAGAGACGCUGUCCAGCACUGGAUCUAGCAAUGGUCCAUUAAGUAGCCUCUCCUCUCCGGCAGGAGAAUUCACAGUGAAACCCCGAUUCCAUCCUGAUUGGUUAAGAGGUGUGUCCGUGCUUCUUAAAGGGCCGGUGUGGAGGUGGAGGGGGGCUGUCCCCUCCCUCAUAAGCUUCUGGAAAGUUAGUUUCAGGUGAUCAUACACUGCUGUAGUCCUAGUCUGUAUAUUGUAUCUCUCCAAUCGAUCCUCUGAAGUCCUUCAUGCCGGCCCUUGAGGGGCCACUGGGUGUAUGCCAGCACUCUGAGCGUUGAUUUUAACCUGGAUGUUGAUUCCAGGUGGGACACUAGUACCUCUUAGAUGAGCUGAAGGGGCAUUAGUGUGCACGUUGGAGCUGUGUUGUUUUUGUUUAUUGAUAUAUUGGAUGUCAUUGACUUACAGUAAACAUUCCCUGUUUGUUACUGCCUGGAUGUGACUGAAUGAUAAGCUAUUUGUUACCACGUCUACUUAUUGCAUGUUUGUCUGCUCAAUCUCCCUAUUUAUUUGACACGUUUUGCACAUAUGUUGUUGAAACACUAAUCCAAUCCUGAACAAAUGACUUCAUUCCAGUAAGUGUUAAUCUAUUUUGAACAGCUGCCUCUUAUAUUUUUCCUCCAUAUAUAUACAUGUAUGGAUGUGCAAAUGAUUUAUCUGAUACCUGUGCAAUAAAAAUAAACAGUAAAUUGUCUCUGA
This is a messenger RNA of Gasterosteus aculeatus aculeatus (three-spined stickleback), 2543 nucleotides long. RefSeq names its product rogdi atypical leucine zipper (gene rogdi). NCBI's taxonomy places the organism in Eukaryota, Metazoa, Chordata, Actinopteri, Perciformes, Gasterosteidae. The record is from RefSeq and is a predicted model, not a curated record. Gene Ontology annotation, cellular component: RAVE complex.